AUGGGUCUGUCUAAAAGGUUGUUUAGAUAUCUUUACUAUGGUCUAGAGCAGAGCAAGCUUUCAAGUGUUGAGCAAUCUAGGUUUGCUGAUAAAAGCGAUAAAGAAAUCUUGGAUGCUUUAGUAGGACCAGACAGUCAGUACGACAAAAGAACUAGACCUUCUUCAAUGACAAAGAUUCAAGUAAAUGUCUUACUGCAUUCUCUUUCUUCUCCGGAUGAAUCCAGUUUGAAUUAUGAAGUCGAGUUCCUCAUGUAUCGAAGAUGGGAGGAUCCGCGACUCAAGUACCAAGAUGAUGGUCGCCACAAGUAUUUGAACGGGAUGAGCCACGUAAAUGACGUUUGGCUUCCUAAUACAUACAUCGUGAAGCAUGGGAGCUUGAAGGAGCCGCUAGUUGAUGUCAGCCUCAGGGUGUAUGAUAAUGGAUCAGUUGUUCAUAUAAUGAGGAGAGGAAUUUCUAUCAAUUGCCAAGGAAAUUUGAAAAUAUUUCCAUUCGAUAAUCCAAAAUGUCCGUUUGCAAUUGAAAGUGUGGCUUUAGAGGAAGAUGAAAUGCAAUUAGUUUGGUCGACUGUCGAGUCUCCCUUGAGAACCGCCACAUCACUACAGUCAUUCAAUGCAUACCUAAUUUAUUCAGAAAUCGGUGAAUGUGGAGAAAUGUUUACUUGGAGAGGUAACUACAGCUGCUUGCAUAUCUUACUUGUGUUUACACGGGACAAAAACUUCUACUUCAGUACAGUGUUUGUGCCUGGAAUUAUUCUUGUUGCAAGUGCAUUCAUAAGCUUUUGGUUGGACAAAGGAGUUGUUCCUGCAAGAGUCAUGAUUGGUGUAACCACGAUGCUCAGCUUUUGCACAACAACCAAUAAUUUCCGAUCUUCUUUACCAGUUGUUUCCAAUUUGACUGCCAUGAAUUUGUGGGAUGGUGUUUGCAUGUUUUUUAUUUACAGUUCUCUUCUUGAAUUUGUGAUAGUUAAUUAUUUAUACAGAAAACCUUUGUACGAAACCCAAGAUUCCACGCCAUUUUUAUGCUCUAGAUGUAAAAAGCUUAGUAGAUCACAAGUGGGUGAUGAAGCAAGUAAUGAACUCAGACAGAAAGAAAAGGAUGAUGAAGCGGGUGAGAAAUCCACAGAAAAGUCAAGAUUUGCUUGGAUACGAGUCUCCGCUGCAGACAGGAUGACAAAAAUGACAUCUAAAGAACUUUCCUUUAAAAUAGAAAGUUUAGCUAAAAUACUUUUCCCCAGUAGUUUUUCCAUUUUUGUGCUGGUAUAUUUCAUUGUUUUUGCAGCAAUUUUACCUCAAGGACACGACAACUGGGCUAUACAAUCAGUAUCAAUUGAUGCCCUCAAUGUUCUCACCGGUAUUCCUCCUCUCCACAUCCAUUUGAAAUACACCGCUAUCACUUUCAAAACUAAAAGACUCCGCAUCAACUCAGUUUUGAACGACCAUACCAUUCAAGCUGAUGAUUACGAAUUAACUUCAAGGAAUCAACAUAACUACAACAGCAAUCUUCACCAAUUUAUUCUUCCGCUCACUAUCACUGAAUCAAAUGAUGAUUCUACUAUUAAUGUUUAUACGGAUGGUUCCAAGACAGAUGCAGACAUGAAAUACUCAAAAAAGUACUGUUCAAGAGAUUGUCAUCUGCAGGUGUGGAAAGUGCAUGAAACUGGUGACAAGAAUCUCAGCAAACAUUCGGAGGUAUCAACAAUUCCCUUGCCAUCCUACAGUCCUGUGUUCACUUCAUAA
Messenger RNA from Uloborus diversus, 1737 nucleotides. Its product is annotated as glutamate-gated chloride channel-like. Lineage: Eukaryota; Metazoa; Arthropoda; Arachnida; Araneae; Uloboridae. Gene Ontology annotation, cellular component: synapse; membrane; neuron projection. Gene Ontology annotation, biological process: chloride transmembrane transport; nervous system process; chemical synaptic transmission. The record is from RefSeq and is a predicted model, not a curated record. The coding region runs from base 1 to 1737 and encodes 578 amino acids. The transcript has 10 exons. Gene Ontology annotation, molecular function: extracellular ligand-gated monoatomic ion channel activity; chloride channel activity; transmembrane signaling receptor activity.